AAGCUAAGGAAAGUCCCAGGAACCCCAGGUCUGAUUAUAGAAAAGGAGGACAUCAAAGUUACCAAACAAGAAUAUAACCAAAAGGUGAAAUGGAUGCAACAAAUCAUUGGACUCGCAUCUUAUGUUGGUUACAAAUACAGAUUUGAUUUAUUAUACUACAUUAACGUACUAGCAAGACAUACAUUAUAUCCAAGUGGUACGGUAAUCCAAUUAGCUAAAGAACUGAUCCAAUAUUUAUGGAACACAAGAGGAAGGAAAUUAAUAUGGUUGAAAUCAAACAAUUCAAAUACCCACAAUAAAUUGAAUAUAAUAUGUGACGCUUCAUUCGCAAACCAAGAAAACUUCAAGUCUCAAUACGGUCAUAUAAUAAAGCUGAAUGAUAACAUUAUUGCCGGAACUUCAUCCAAAAGUACUAUCACAUGCUCUUCAUCAACAGAAGCAGAAUUAUACUCUGUUAGCCAAGCUAUUCCUCAAUUUGAAUUAUUAACGGCCCUAGUAAAAGAAAUCGAAGAUAAAACUAUAGAACCGAAAUUGAUCUCUGAUAGCCAACCAGGAAUAGCCUCCAUGAAAAACAAUGAUGAAAAAAUUAUGAAGAAAAAGUUUUAUGCAAUUAGACUACUAAGAUUAAAAGAAGAGAUAAAAGAAAAGGAUAUCAAACUCGAAUAUAUUAACACUAAGGAAAACAUCGCAGACAUUCUUACUAAACCACUACCAGUAAAAACUUUUACUGAGUUAACCAAGGAUUGGAUAUAUUAA
Molecule: messenger RNA, 756 nt
Organism: Naumovozyma dairenensis CBS 421
Lineage: Eukaryota; Fungi; Ascomycota; Saccharomycetes; Saccharomycetales; Saccharomycetaceae
Product: Ty1/Copia family ribonuclease HI
Exons: 1
Source: RefSeq, a predicted model, not a curated record